CAUAAACGACAUAAACGGCGAACGUUUAUCUGAAAUGAUGCCAAUUAAACAAGAAUUGCGGUCUGGAAACUCAUCAUUUUUUGAAAAUACAGGUGUUGAGGAAUGUAAACAUCUUUGUAGUUUAAAUAGAAGUUGUAGCGUUGCCAGUAUCAGUAAAGAGAAACUCUGUAAUCACUACAUGGGUAGUGAACUUGGAAUAUGGAAAACUUUUCAGAUUGUCAAAGGUAGCCAGUGGUUUGCAAAACUAAAAACAAAUGAAUAUAUGGUUCCGUUUCCGACCUUUCAUCGAGGGUUUUAUAACACGUUUUUUGGAAACGUACAGUACUUAAAUGGAGACUCCAUUUUGACGUCACCAAGUUACCCUCUAAGGACGAAGUUGGACUAUGAAAUUAUAUGGGUUGUGGGUUUUGAGCUCGGGCGAUUCGCCAAACUUGUUUUCACAAAUAUAUCACUACCUAAGGAUUGCAACGUGACAGUAUCGGAAAACAUCAACAGAUUUUCUGGAUUUGACAUUGACGAGAGUUUUAACAAUGAAGUUUUCGUAUUAGAAACAAACAAAAGUCUGGUGUCGUUAACGGCAAGCUGCCUUCAAAUAUGGUUAACGAUGAAAUUCCGAGCGAUUGUUACUGCUGAAGAAACUCCAGCCUGCCUUAAUCUUAAUUACGUUGGUAUGAAAAGAGAUAGAAUCGAAGAGUGUCAUGAAUCAAGCAUGAUUCUUUCUUCUCGUUCUUACUUGAAUAUUGACCAUUAUGACUCCGCUGAGGUUUUCAAAAUAUACGCCAAAGAUCACCAAAGCAUUGAUAUUAUCUUCAUUGAUUUUUACAUGCUGUGUUAUACCAAUACACGGAAUUUAUGGUAA
Molecule: messenger RNA, 859 nt
Organism: Ruditapes philippinarum (Manila clam)
Lineage: Eukaryota; Metazoa; Mollusca; Bivalvia; Venerida; Veneridae
Exons: 4
Coding region: 35-859 (274 amino acids)
Source: RefSeq, a predicted model, not a curated record